Molecule: messenger RNA, 8649 nt
Organism: Lymnaea stagnalis (great pond snail)
Lineage: Eukaryota; Metazoa; Mollusca; Gastropoda; Lymnaeidae
Source: the annotation of a GenBank genome assembly
CUCAAUUUACCAAUCUUCCCACGUCAACUGUGAAUCUAAAGAGAAAAAUAAUUGAUCUGAUUAUUUUAGUGAAUUAUAACAGAGUUAGUGUAGUGUAAUGGGAGAUUCUUUGCACUUGUGGGGAAUUGGACUUAUCCAGGAAAUUCAAUCUCGCCUUGAGGUUCUUCUAUUAGUAUUUUGACUUUUUCAUUUAAUAUUAAUUUCAUUGCGAAUAUGAUUUGGUGCGUAACUUAAGUAACCAGCACAAAAUACCAAGAGUAUUUCGCAUUUUAAUUGCUUAAUUAUAAAAUUAUUAAUAUAUUUCUGCUAACAACUGAGUCGUAGGUUUUAUAGAAGCAACGUGACAGGCACCAAGCAACACUGAUACAUUAAAAAAAAAAACAAGGAGCCAUCCAUAAACGACAUCACAAAAAUUUAUUUACUCCCACCCCCCUCCCCCCACAUCACCACAAAAGGUUAGACCACCCUCAAACAUAACAUCACAAAUCACUGCACCCCCCCCCCCCACACCAAUCACAAAAAUUUAUUUACACCCACCCCCCUCCCCCCACAUCACCACAAAAGGUUAGACCCCCCUCAAACAUAACAUCACAAAUCACUGCACCCCCCCCCCCACACCCUAUAAAAAUCCCUCCUUCCACAACUGUCCUUUACAAACCCUUGAAAAAUUCACCUCCCAUGGUGGAUAAUCAAAUUACUGUGACUGAAUUAGAAACAUUUCCCAAGAACAGUGGUUCUAAGCCAGAGGUGUAAGCACCCCGUGAGGUGUAGAGGACCCAGACAAAUUCUUAUUGCUGGCAUUGCUUGCUGUUGCUGCCUUUUAAAAAAAAAAAUCAUUUCAAUUAACAGUAGUAAAUGUUUUGCUGGUGAGCUUUUUUGGCACAUUACUUGUAUUGUUUUUCCCUUUAUUAAUAGAAAUUUAAUUAAAGAAAUAAAAUUAUGAUAACUAAAUUAUUUUCAUAUUUUAAAUUUUAUAGAAUAUAAUUUGCACGGGUUGGGUGGGUGGAUGCAGGAAAUGUUUAUAACUGAGUGGGACUGCAGCACUGUAAAAAGGCUAAGAAUCCCUGCUUUAGAGCAUUUUCUAAGAUCAAUCCCCCCACCCACCUCCCAAUAGACAUUUUUUUUACUAAUUCUAUGACACCCUUCUCUUCACCUCAACAUAAACUUUCACAACUAUAAAUGUCACUACACCCCAAUUCUCCUUGUCCAUGGCGGCCUGUAAUGUGAUCAGAGGCCAUUUUUCAGACCUCGCAUACCUGCACUGAUUCCCUCACUGACUGUAGUUUAAAAAUAAAAUAAUUAUAACUGUUGUAUCAAAGAAUUCUGUUAAAAAUGUCAGCAAUUUCGUGUUAUGAAGUGAAUUUUUUAACUAUAAUAUUCCGCUUUACAUCUGAUGUCACACUGCUUAAACCCCCCUCCCCUCAUCAAACAUCAAACAUUCUCACAAAAAUUUGCCCCCCCCCCCCCCCAUGAUAUCAUUUAUGGAUGCCCCCCAAUCUGAACCACUCAUUUCACAGUCUUUUUGCACUAUUUUUUCCCCCACUGCCACCAUUUUUGUUGCCAUGACGGCAGACGUAUCAACGCAAGAAAGGUGGUGGCUGUGUACAAAAAAAAAGUAGUGCAAAAACACAUCUGCUUAAAAUUAGUUAAAAAUUAGCAAAAAACAUGCAAAUUUAAUGUAUUUUUUAAAAGAAAAAAUCUACACCUCUACGUAACCUAAAUGCUAAGUCAGUAUUCUUAACUCAACAGUAAAAUCCACCAUAAAUUUAGUCCCCACUAACUUGAGCGUAAAUUCACCCUAAAAUUUAGUCACCCUAUUGUAAGCAUAAAUCUUCAAACCUAAAAUCUAUGACCUAACAACACUAAUGCCUAAUGUGAAUGCUAUAACCACGUAUUCAGAUGCUACAGUUACUACACACUGUACUGUACAGAGAAAGUAGUAAAUGUAAAUAAAAAUAUUAAAAUUAUUUUUUAAAAUAAUGAAAACACAACUUAAAGUUUAAUCAAAUACACUUUUACACACUUAAUUGCAGCUUCCACCGAAAAUAACAUCCAAAAGUUGUCAGAAAAUCAAUACCAAUUCUAAAAUGCUGGCCUCGUUUUAAAUAUUAUAAUUUACCUUAUAAUUAACCACCCAAUGAAAUAUUAAUUUAAAAUAUUCCAUCGGCCUAUUAAAGAAAAAAAGUUUAAAGGAAAAUAAGUUAUCUCUAGUAACAAGCCAAAACAGACAAAAGAGAGAGAAUCCUACACAGAAACUCAAAGUGGCAUGGAUUGGUUGAAUUAAAACACAUUGAAAAUAAAUUCAACGUCUUUUUACUCAUAUAGCAGAGGUGUAGCUAAGGGGGGCACAGGGGAUAGAUGAUCAUGGCGCCAGAUUUAUUUGGGGGGGGGGGGGCGGUCAAAUGGGCUUUGAUAGUAUUUUAUUGUUGAAGAAAAUAAUGUCUUUCAGAGCUGGUGGGGCACCAGGCGCCAAACACUCUUAACUAAGCUAUGCCUUUGCCAUAGAUUUACUAUAAAGACUUAAUUAUGUAGCUGCCCUAUACUAUCACUAUGGGAUGUCACAUAUGCAUGUAAAAGUGAAACAGAUUUGACAGAACAACUGAAAAGAAAUUACAAUUGCAGUAUGAUUUUGGAAAAUCUGUAUGCAUACUUUUUUAGUAAUAAUUUAAUACAAAAAAAAAUUAAUGAUUAUUUUAAAUAAUGUUUAUUACAUUAAUGGUAAUGAACAUUUUUAAAGUUAAUUAUAGUAUCAUAGAUGUUGAGGUACAGAAUAACCUGUUAUUUUGCUUUUUAUUUUAUUUUCUUAGAAAAUAUAUUCUUCUUCUAUAUAUUAAGGGCCUACGAUCGAUUUACUGAUCAUUUUGGCUCCUAUGCAUGCAGAGGGGAUUUGCAAUGUUUCUGUGCCUGGUGUUGAUGAGGAUAUUUCACUGAUUGCAAGUGCUACUUUGUGAGGGAAUCGUGCACUGGGGGUUGGAAGGCUUGUGACAAUAGACGCAAAUGUGUCUAGUGUUGUCGCCUCAACUGUUCCUUUUGAAAGCUUGUUCCAGUCCUUGAUUGUCUUGGGCAGGAAUGAGCAGUUCCUAUACUGGCUUCUUGCUGGUAUGAGCCGGAAUUGCCUGUCAUUGCCUCGUUGCUGUCUAUGGGGGAGAGAGACGAGUUUCUGUUUAAUACUGGAACAGUGGACGAGCCCAUUAUUUAUCUUGUACAUUAUGGAGAGCCUUUAUGUAUUGUUUAAGUGUGAAUUAAUUUACAUUUGUCUGAUUUUAGGUUAUUACAAUUGGUGCUGAAUAGACUGUAUAUACUAAUAUAAUUAUAAGCUUUAAAUACUUUUCAAUGUGCUAAGCUUGAUUUUUUAAACAAAUCUUUUUCUGGCCAGGAAUACAGUGGUUUAUUGGUUUUCCUGUCUCAUAUUGGCGACCCUAGAUUUGCAUUCAGUAUUUAUUUUCCAGUUGCUUAUUUUCUGCAUCGUUCAGUCGGAAAACGUGUGCUAUGGGUUGCUGUCAUUUCAGAAUGGCUCAAUGCUGUGGCAAAAUGGUAACCUUUUUUUAUAAGUCCUAUGAUAUUUUUUAAGAUAAUAGUUCAUUAAGUGGCAGAGCUUGUUUUGAAAAAAGAUUCACACUGGAGUGACAUUAGUUUCAAUCACUGCACUCUGACCAUAAAUUAUAGCAAAAUUGUAUCAUUCAAAAUAUGAUAAAACCAUUUUAAAUUUAAGAUUCUGCACAAACUUUUGUAGAUGAAACCAUAGAGUCUGUAGUUUAAUUUUUUUCUUUUUCCAUGUUUCUGUCCUAGACAUGUAAAUUCUUCUAUAAGCGGAUAAAUUUAUACUUGUUGGUCAUGCUUGAUUUCAGGCUGCUGCAUGGAGAAAGGCCGUAUUGGUGGGUUCAUGAAUCAGGUUUAUAUAAAAAGGAUCAAAUCCCUCAUCUCCAACAGUUCAAUAUCACCUGUGAAACAGGCCCUGGUCAGUGGUAUUGGAGUACCUCAUUACAAUGCUUUCCAGCUGUUGUAUUUUAAUGUAACACCCUGAAAUAAUAAGUUGGCUCAGAGUUAAAGGGACACAUGCUUUUGGGAAACAUGUCUUAAUAUUUUACAUAUAAUAUUCCAUAAUGCAAGACAUGUUUUAGCAUUUUUUUUUUGUUUUUAGUUAGUAAAAUGUAAAAUAUAAUUAAUGUCUAGUUUUUUGUUUUUUUUACAUUGCUAAGUUACCGCUUCCUUUGUUUAUUAAUAUUAGAGAUGAAAUAAGUUUUUCAGUUAGUUUUAUCAAGCCUUAGUUUAGUAAGCCUUCGGUGCAGCAAAUAACAAGACUGAUCAAUCUAAUUAACUAUUAAAUAAACAUAUCUCAAUGGCUAAAAAAUAAAGAUACAUGCUGGGGCAACGCUUUAUUAUAAUUUGGUAUAAUUCAGUGAAACAAAAUGUUCUCCUUAAUUCUCUCCUUUAUGAAGCUUUCAGAACUUUCUCUAAUGGUAACUAUUGAUAUUUACAUCCUUGUCAUCCUUUUAUUUUCUAUAUUCAAAUCAAAAGUAAUUAAAUGAAUUAACAAUUUUUUUUUCUCAGGUAGUCCGUCAGGCCAUGCUAUGAUAACCUCUGCAGUGUGGUACAUCCUUGUCUCAGAUUUACUAUAUUACAAACAGGCUCAAAGGUAACCAUCUUCAAAUGGAGAAUCAUUUUCUCCAUGCUAAGUAGCAGCAUUUAUACAUUAUUUUUGUGUUUUUUAUAAAAAUGUUUUAAGAUCAAAAGAAUUAAAUAAUCCAAAAACUUUAUUAAAAAAAUAGAGUUUGAUUGAUUCAAAACAUUUAUAAUUUUGUAAAGCAAUGACAUGUAACUUCCCAUGUAACAAAGUGACUAUAUUAUAUGGGACUCAAUUCUGACAGUUUCAUAACAUAAAUAUAAAUGUACUACACCAUACCCAUGGCUCUUAUUGAUGAAUAUAAUAGUCACUUCCCCCUACCCGAGUUCACACGCCACCAUGAGAGCCUUAUUUUUCCCUCAGUACUAUUAAUAUAAAACAUGUGGUGUUGAGGGAGGGUGGUUUCGAAAAGGAAGCAGGGAACACCAGAAGCAAAAAAUAUAUAAGAAAUAUGCAGUUUUGUUUCUAAAGUAAAUUUAAAAAUCCAUUUUCUAUCUAGAUAAAAAAUUACAGGAGUCAACAGAUAUCACCAUUUGAAUCAGCAAAUAGAUAUCGUCUUACUUACUUUGCAUGUCUAAUGCUCAGCUCACACUGUCAAAUUUUCAUCAUAUUUUCGUCAAAUUUCUUUAAAACGCACUAUAUUGUAACACAAUAUUUUCACAAUUUUAACAUUUUUACUGCAUUAAUUAAACCCAUCCUUUAUUUGCCAAUAUUUUGUUCUUAAAAUAAUGUUGUUGAUUUUUAUACCAAACAUCCACAGUGUACUAACACACCUAGCAUGUUGGGCUUGCUACCUUUUGGUUAUGUUUGCAGUGUGUGUUUCCCGUCUUUUCAUUGCAACUCAUUUUCCACACCAGGUUAUUGCUGGUAUUUUUUCAGGUAAGAGUAUUCUUAUUAUACUCAAGUAUUUUUCAGGCAGAAAAUUAUUUUAAAAUACCAUUGCAGUAUACACAAGUUUCCACAUUUUGUCAGGCUAUUCAAAUUUUUUUUGAUACGCCGAUGUUUAAAACAAUUCAUCCAAAAAAGUUUGUUUUAAUUUAAAUCCCCAAAAGUAUAUAUUUUUAUUAGAUAUACUAAAAAUAACCCGCUGAACACUGACAGUGACAAUGCAUGAACUUCCCUUCUACCAAAGUUACUUAACAAAGCAUGCCUUUAAGUAACCCCCUUUAUAAGAAUCCCAGUUAGUGCUAACUUCUGGGAAUUUUAUGAAGUGUACCUAUUGAACGCAGCGUUACAGCCACACAUAAAAACCUAGAGAUUUAUUGUUUGUGUUUAUGUUUUGAAUCAUUAUGUCUUUCACUAAUAAUAAGAUCUGUGGCCAUGGCCAGUAGGUUUGAUCCAUUACGUGAUUACUUAAGCACUCAAAUGAUACUGUUUUGGAUCUUUAAGAAAUAGCCCACACAUACUCAUACUUUAAUCAAGAAUGCACAAUAUGUUUUGUUUGGGUAGGGGAUGGUCGUAGCAUCAUUAUAAUUCAAUUGUGGCAACAAACCUGCGAUGUGAAUUUUUUUUUAUGAAGUUCUGUGCCAAUUUGGGCCUUUCAUAUUAAUUGAUUAAUUAGACACGAACAAUUUGUGUCAAUAUAACAAUAAAAGUUUCAUAUUAAAAAAAGUUAUUAAGCAUAAUUGUUAAUUUGAGGUAAUUAAGUAAAGGACCAGUUUUAAAUGAUUUAUCCUUCUUCAUUACAGGAAUGCUACUGGGUAAAAUAUUGAAUUCUCUAUCAACCACCACUUUAACAUUUUACCACUACGUUGUCACCUCUGCUCUGCUAUCAAUUAUUGCUGCUUCCAUCUACAUGCUUGUUGGUGUCCUUGGCUAUGAUCCGCUCUGGUCUGUUGUGGUGGCCACAAAGUGGUGUGCGUUCAGAGAAUGGGUCCACAUGGACACCACGUUGUUUUACUCCAUCGUGCGAGACAUUUCAAGUUUACUGGGUGAGAAUCCAAACUGGCAGGACAAAACUUUUGACAGUGUCAUUAGAAACACAAGAAGUAAAAGAAUCAUGCAUGCUGAAUAGAUCACUUGUUUAAACUUCUUGUGCUAAAUAUAAUAUUAAUUCAGUUAUACAAUUGCAUAGCCAGGUAUUAAAUUAAAUACUAUGGGGGAGCAGCAACAAACUUCAAAACACAUUCCUGUUUUUGCUAUCCUUUAGGCCCCUUGAAGGUGCUCUGUUUAUAAUUGAUAAUAUUAUACAUUAAUUUUGUAUCUGGGGCAACCAAUGUAUCUAACUUUAACUUAAAUUUUUUUUUUUUUAAAAAGGACUUCCUAACAUGUAGGUAAUUUAAUAAACAUGAGAAGGAGAUUAUAUUAAAAAAGUUAAUUGUUUAAAAAGAGUCAUGAACAGAGUUGUGCUGUUGAACAAUGUGUGUGUGUAAUUCAUUUGACCUUAUAGUAAUUUCUGUACAUUUGAGGAAUAUAGGAGUUAUUUAUCUUGCUUUGUGGAGUUGUUAGUUGUUUUUAAAUGUAUAAAAAAAGAUUAAGUAAAACUAAAUUGGUGCCUGAGACUUUAUUUCUAAGUACGAAUAAUCACAGCACCCAAAACACAACCAACUUUUUUUUGUAUCUAAAAACUAAAAGGUUAAAUUGAUGAAGCUCCUACAUCUGCAUUGUGGGAUACAUUUAACUAACUCCACAUUACGUUGUUUGUUUUAAGGUCUAGGUGUGGCUGGGACACUUUUUACAACAAAUGAAAAAUCCAUUGAUGGUCCUGUGAAAAAGAUUUGUCAGAUAGCCCUAGCAUUAUUCAUCACCAUGACAACAGACAAGCUUAAAGCCAGCCCCGACGAUAUAUUUUUAUUUUAUUUUCUGGGCUUCGCCAAGCAUUUCAUUGUUGUAUUUAUUAUUGCUGCCCUAGUUCCUGCUUUAUUUGUUACAUUUCCGCGUAAUAAAUUAUUUAAAUAAUUAUUAAAGCUUUUUUUCUACAAUUUUUGUGUUAUUUUUCUAGUCCAGGUGGCCUAAAUGAUAUUGACAUGAGUGUCAAGGACAUAAGAUGCUGAGGAUUUGUGGGGGUUUAAGUUUAAAUCUCAUCAUAAAAUUCUAUCAAACCCUGUGUUAUAAUUGGUGUCUCAUGGGGAUUCAAAUAAUUUCAAAUUACUAUACUGCAUGUUUUGUUUAUUAUCACCAUUGCUGUGAUCUACUGAUAGUCUACCCUUUGUUAUUUCAUUUUAAUUUAGCAUCCUUUUCCAUUCUUUUGUAGUUAUAUUUAACCAAACUAUCUUUAACACAGAAGGUUUAAAUUCUGGCUCCCACUUUAAAGUACAGAGGAAAAUUAAACUAUCAAAGUCUGAAGGAUCUUUCAAUAAUAAUUUUUUUUCAAUGGUUUUAAUUGUUGGUAAAAAAAUGAAAAUGUAGGAAGGUAGCACUUGGUGGAUGGUGGAGUUAGUCCCUUAAAUUGUUUAUUGCACCUAUUUGCAUGUAGAUCUGUUGGGUAGAGUGGUUGAAAAAAUUAUAAAUAAAUGAGGGUGGUUAAAAUUUUUGUUUAAUGUUGAUGGUUUCAUAAGUUCCCGCCACAUCUGCCACCACAAAUGAUUGAUUGUCUUUGUAAAUAUUUGUUGCCUUUCAUGCCUAAUAUUGUUCAAGCUAAAAUAUACCAAACCUGCCGUUUCAUAUUAUAAAGGAUAAUUUUUAAGGGACUGCCUUCAAGCCCUUGAAGGAAAUAGAACAAGAUAAGUGACAGCUACUCACAAGCUGAAUUCAAAUUUUCUCAUCCCCUGUUGUUUCUUGUUUUUAUGUCUACUGAUAAAGGCUUCUUGCCAAAAUUUUAAUCUCAUUUGUCCUGGGUUUUUGUUUUUUUCCUUUCAAGCUCUCACAUAUCACGUUAUGCUAUUUGUUUCAUAUUAGCUGUGGUUGGUUUUAUUUUCCUAAAUGGAAAAUUAACAUUCCCACAAGAGUAGAAGCAUUGUUCCACUGUCACGGUUAACUUAUGUAGCACCUUUAAAAUGUGUGUUUACCUGUUUGACUUUGAUAUAUGUUGUGUAACAGCAAACAUUUCUAGCUCUAUUGAACAAAACAUUGAAAACUGUUAUUAG